GACCUCAGCCGCUACCAAAGCGCAACACGCAUCGGCGGCGGGUCAAUUUUCCCGCGCACCUUUAUUGCUGUGCUCGUGCGCUUUCGCUUUCGCUUUCCUUCUCGCCCGGCCUCGUUUCGCCCCUCGCAUUGCGGCAUCUGGAGCCCAACAGCGACAGCUCAAGCCGAAACCCAGCGCCGGACUAGCGAACUGAACAGCUAGCUACCCCGCAAGCUGGCUUUCUAGCUAGCUCCAGAAGCAACAGCAGCAGCAGUUAUAAGCCAGCCAUACAUGUCGUCUGCGACGGAGCCGGGCGGCGGCGGUGACACGGCGGUGGGCGACGUGAAAAUGACGGACCAGGGCCCGGCUGGCCCCACCGUGGCACUGGAGCGAACCGCCUCCGGCCUCAAGCGACUGCACGACGGCGAAGUCAAGCCGCAGCAGCCGCAGCAGCAGCAGCAGCAGCAGGCGAAGGAUGCUGACCAGGGCGGCGACCAAGGCGGCGCGAAGGAUGUGGGGGUGGCGGCUGGCGGCGGCGGCGGCAGCGGCAAGGAGGCGGCGGCGGCGGCGGAUCUGCCGGCGGUGCUGAAGGCGGGCGCCCAGGCGGCGGCGGCUGGCGGCGGCGGCGAUGUGGGCGGCGGCGGCGGUGGCGGCGGUGGAGAGGACACGACGGCAGUGCCCAUGGAGGUGGAGGAGACAGCGGCGGCCCCCCCGCCCACCACCAUCGACACCGCCACCGCCGGCGGCGGCACGCCAUCCAAGGCUGCUACUGCCGCCGCCGGCACCACUGCCGCCGACGACGACAACGGCGCCGCCACCGAGGCUGCCGAUGCUACUGCCGCCGCGCCGUACAUUGGAACCACCGCCGGCACCACCGACACCACGACCGAGCAGCAGCAGCAGCUGCAGCAGCAGCAGCAGCAGCUGCAGCAGCCUCCUGCUACUGCCGUCGCCGCCGGCACCCCGGUCAAGGCCGCCGCCGGCGCUGCUACAGCCUACUCCACGCCUAACAAGACCGGCGGCGGCGGCAAGGCCACCCCCGGACCCAGCAGCGGCACUGGCGGCGGCGGCAUUGGCACUCCGGCGGCCCUGGAGGCGGCGGCGGCGGCUGGCAGCGGCAGCGCUGGCAAGCGCACCCCUGGCGGCGGUACCGCGGCUAAGGGCACCCCUGGCGGAGGCAGCGCUGCUAAGGGCACCCCGACCCUCGUGGCACGCUCCUUCGGGGAUGCGCAGCCGUCGGCGGCGGCGGCGGACGCGGGCCAGGCUGCAGCAGCAGGCGGCGGCCACGCUGCUGACCCGACCACGGGCGAGGGCGAGGGCGGCGGCGGCGGCAGCGGCGGCGCCACCAGCUUCACCGCCGCCAUGGAGGCCGCGGUCCUGGCGGGCAAGUCGCCCUCCGCCGCUGCGCCCGCCGACAGCGGAGGCUCCCCCGCCGCCGCCGGCGCCACCACGCAGCCCACUGUGGGCAGCCCAGGCACUCGCCCGCCGCCCACCACCGCCGGCCCGCCGCCGGCGCUCGCCUCCCAGUCCGACUUCCCGCCUCUGACCCGCCCCGGCGAGACCGCAGGCGGCGCCGCCGCUGGCGGCGGCGGCACCGAGGCGGGUGCUACUGCCACUGCUGCUGAUGACGCUGGUGCUGCUACUGCUGUGGGUGGCGGGGACAAGGCCGCGGCGGCAGUGGCGCAGGAGCCGGCCGGCGAGGGCAGCUAUGUAGAAAAGGCCGCGGCCUAGAGGUGGUUGCGGGAUGGAUGAUUCAAGAUGCGCCUGAAGGCAGUGGCAGUAAAACAAUAUAGUAUAAUGCAUGUUCUCGGACAGCUCCGACUAACCCCCAACUAACUCGUGUACGGCACCCCAAUCCCCUCAGCCGUACAGGAGUUUCAGUGCGAGUCGGCAGCUGCGCGAGUGUGAGCAGGUAGUUGUACGGCGGCCCGGCUCGGAAGCUACCUGACUGUAGUGACGCACACGGGCAGUUGGUGCUAGUCGGUAGGCGCGCGAGUGGGAGCUGGCAGUUGAGUGCGCACGUGUGUGGGAAGCUGUGUCUGAGCACGGUGGGGCACGGCGGAGGCUGGCGGUUGGCGCACCGCGCGAGUGGGAGUGCAUAGUGGUGCGCGUCGCCGCUUGGAAAGCUGCGUGUGUGAGCUGCGUGUAAACUCAGAGAGAU
Chlamydomonas reinhardtii is the source of this 2140-nucleotide messenger RNA. RefSeq lists its product as uncharacterized. The transcript has 5 exons. The record is from RefSeq and is a predicted model, not a curated record. Bases 271 to 1710 code for a protein of 479 amino acids. Lineage: Eukaryota; Viridiplantae; Chlorophyta; Chlorophyceae; Chlamydomonadales; Chlamydomonadaceae.